Messenger RNA from Penicillium robsamsonii, 1203 nucleotides. RefSeq names its product 4'-phosphopantetheinyl transferase family protein. The record is from RefSeq and is a predicted model, not a curated record. The coding region runs from base 1 to 1203 and encodes 400 amino acids. Gene Ontology annotation, cellular component: cytosol. The transcript has a single exon. Lineage: Eukaryota; Fungi; Ascomycota; Eurotiomycetes; Eurotiales; Aspergillaceae. Gene Ontology annotation, molecular function: magnesium ion binding; holo-[acyl-carrier-protein] synthase activity.
AUGGAUCUCAAUGAGAUCAAACAGAACGACAUCUCUAAGGACCACCCCACAUUGGUCCGAUGGUAUAUCGAUGUCAGACGUUGGGAUGAGACCUUUUUUGACCUCCCUUUACUUAAUACCUUAACUCCAUCUGAUCAGACAGCCGUUAAGAAGUACUAUCAAAUCUCGGACAAGCGCCUGUCCUUGGCCUCCCAGCUCCUGAAAUAUUACUACGUUCACCAAGCCACUGGCACUCCUUGGAAUAAAAUUGAGAUUCAGCGUACCCCAAUUCCCGAAAAUCGCCCAUUCUACGACUCAAGUCUUGAUUUCAACGUAAGCCACCAGGCUGGUCUCACGCUUUUCGCAGGCACGCGUGCGGUAACAGCCCACUCAACCGGGGAACCCCAAGGUUUGCCUCGCGUGGGCGUUGACAUUGCCUGUGUCGAUGAACCCUCUCGUCGUCGCUCUAAUCGUCCCCCGAAGACACUUGCCGACCUGGCAACUUUCGUCGAUGUCUUCACUGAUGUUCUCUCACCCCGUGAGCUUGCGACCAUCAAGAACCCCUAUGUGACUCUUCAAUUGGCGCGUAAGCUUGGUUUCAGGAAAAGUGACCCGAGCAAAGACAACGAGGAAGUUCUUGCUGCCUACGGUGUUCGGUUAUUCUACUCGAUUUGGGCUCUCAAGGAGGCCUACUUGAAAAUGACCGGAGAUGGCCUUCUGGCCACUUGGAUAAAGGAUCUGGAAUUCACAAACGUCAUUCCCCCCGAGCCCGUUCAGAAGCUCGGAUUUCCUGAUCGCCCUCUCACUCCUGCCGCCCUCAUUACACCCUCAGUCCAAAAUUGGGGCCGGCCUUACUCCGAUAUCAAAAUCUCCAUAGGUGGCAUUCCCAACUAUUCUGUGCGCGUCCAGCUCGUUAGCUUCGAGGCCGACUACAUUGCCGCCACAGCCGCUUCUGGCCCUAAUAUUGGGGCUGUUUCGCGGCAGGUGGUCGUGAAUGACAGCGAUCACCACCGGUGCAUCACAGCCCUCGACCCUGGAAAUGGACAUCAGAAGAUCCGUAUUGCUCCCCUCGCGCUUCGCACAGUCGGCGACCAGGAUCCCUGGCGGGUGCACUCGACAAUCAGUGACCCCUGGUUGCCCAUGCAAGAGGUCGAUAUUGACAUCGAUAUCCGGCCAUGUGCCGAGGGCCGCUGCGAGCAUACCCAGAAGCCACCAAGUUUCUAA